AUGGCUCGCAGGUGGCCCCUCGAUGGGCUUGGCUUGACCGUGCCUGAGGGCGCGGUCUACGUCCUGGUGGGACCCAACGGGGCUGGCAAGAGCACCACCCUGAAGGCCCUGGCGGGGUUGGUGCGAGUCGAUGGUGGUCGGGCCGAAGCGCUUGGUCUCGAACUUCCCGAGCACGGGGCCGAGGCCCGCGCGCAGAUCGGAUUCGUCGCCGAUUCGCCGGAUUUUGGCUAUCCCCGGCUACGGGUCAGUGCUCUCGAGGUGCCGCUCGAGAGUCGCUUCGGCAAGCUGUCGAAGGGUCAGAAGCGGCGUGUACAGCUGAUCCAGGCCCUGGCCCACCGACCGGCCUUGCUGUUGCUCGACGAGCCCACCGAUGGCCUCGAUCCACUGGCUCGCGAUCUAGUCUUCGGCCUGCUGGCCGAGCACCUCGCCGAAAGCCCGACGACGGCGUUGAUUUCGACCCACUUGGUCCACGAGCUCGAGGGCCUGGCCGAUUGCCUUGGUGUGCUCGACCGCGGCCAGCUGAGAGCCAGCUGCGUCGCGAGGAGCUCGAAAGGUGCCUGGUCAGAUUGCGAGCCGAAGUGCCCGAGGACUGGCCCGGCGCGCCGGCGCUCGAUGCCCGAGUGCUGCGUCGGCAGGACCGUGGUCGGGAGAUUUCCUGGACGGUUUGGGGCGACCCGCAGGCAUCCGCCGCCGAGCUCGAAGCGGCCGGAGCGACGGUACGCCAACGGCUGA
This is a messenger RNA of Nerophis lumbriciformis (worm pipefish), 732 nucleotides long. NCBI's taxonomy places the organism in Eukaryota, Metazoa, Chordata, Actinopteri, Syngnathiformes, Syngnathidae. The record is from RefSeq and is a predicted model, not a curated record.